UAUGUCACUUUGCCAUCUUCAAAAUCAGUGUGAAAUGUUAAUCAAACAACCAACUUACUUUUUCCCCAUUUUCACUCAUUAUCUUAAUUAUUAGGGACCACCUGGUACAGGAAAGUCAUUUGUUGGUAAAGCAUUGCUUCAUUUGCUACUUUCCAUGGAAGUGCCCAAACAUGGCCCCAUACUGAUUGCUACUUACAAGAAUUAUUCCCUUGAUGAAUUUUUGGAGAGCUUUCUGGACAAAAAUCCUGAAUUUAAAAAUGAUGUAGUUCGUGUUGGAAGGAGUAAGGAAGGCACAUCAGAAUUGCUUCAACAGUGCAACUUAUCUCAGCUUACAAGUGGAUCAAUGGAAAAACAAAUGUAUCAGAACCUUAAGGAGCUGGACACGGAGCUGCAUUCGAUAAAAAAGGAAAUUUAUCAGCGUUUCAGUGAAUUGGAGAAUUCUAACCAUUUUACUGCUUCUGUAUUUUUAAAGGAAGCAAAUGAGAAACACUUGAAAUCAUUGCUUAAAGACAAAAAAGAAAGAAUAGAGGGGAUGAUGAAAGAUGAAAACUUCUUAGACAAAUACCAGAAAGAGCUUUUAGAGAUGAUUAAGGAACCUUUAAAGACGUGGAUGCCAAGUGAGAAGGAGUUUGAGAGCUUUGCACGCAAUGCAGGCAUACCUGAAGCUGUCCAAAGCAAUACAGAAGGUCUUCCAACCGAUGCAAACAGCAAUAAUCAGCUGAAUGACAGUGGCAGUACCAUUGAUUCUGAAAAAACAAACGAAGAUGAUGAUUCUAGCGGGCUGGAGACUCAGCCUUCAGAUGACCUUGAAGAGCGUCAAGGAGCACUGCUUGAUCAACAACAAGAUAGUACGCAGCUUGGAGAAGAGAUUGCUCAACCAGUUGUUCCAAUUUCAGCAUGUGAAGAAGAGGUGCUGGUUACACUUCCUGUAAUCCCUGACGAGAAACUUGGGGAUUUCAAGUCAAUUCUAAAUGCUGGUGAUAUUGAAGAACUUACCUUGGAAGAGAAAAUCCAAUUUGUCUAUGCUCUUCAGAGACAAAACRGGACAACUCUACGCAAAAGAUUUUUGCAGCUAACCAAGCAACUGUCCCAGAAACAGCAAAUAAGGAAGGAGAUUCGUUACCAACACUCUGUCAACAUCUUGAAAAAGCGAAAAGUUAUUUUCAUGACGGUUAGUGGAGCUGCCAUUAGAGCAAGCUGGUUAGAGUCUAUCAAACCCUCAGUAAUAAUCGUUGAGGAGGCUGCAGAAAUCCUGGAAUCCCAGCUUGUUGCAGUAAUCCCAUCAUCCGUUCAACAUCUGGUCAUGAUUGGUGAUCAUAAGCAGCUACGCCCACAAGUGCAUUAUGAUGUACUGUGCCGCAAGUUUUACUUUCAUAUUUCAAUGUUUGAGCGCCUGAUCAAAGGUGGUCUUGAUUACGUCCAGCUGAACCAGCAAGGAAGAAUGAGUGAURACUUAGCACAACUGGUCAGAGAGCUGGGGAUUUAUAAGGAGUACAAGACCAGAGAUGAGGUCGUUCGAGCGAAUUGUUUGCCAAAUUGUCUGACCGUGCCAAUGUAUUUCUUCCAUCACGAUCACCAAGUGAAAACUCAUCCUUCAUCACACAGCAAGUAUAACAUUAAAGAAGCUCAUCAAAUCAUCCGGAUGGCAAAAUUUCUUUUGAAGAAUGGUGUUCCUCCUGAAAAAGUUACAAUACUGUGUUCGUAUCGUGGCCAGGUCAAUGAAUUCAACAACAUUAGGAAACAACCCAAUGUUGGUUGUGGUCUAACAGCUAUAAAAGUUACCACUAUUGAUUCCUUUCAGGGCAAGGAGAAUGACAUUAUCUUGUUGUCAUUAGUUUGCAAUAUUAGCAAAUCUAACAGUGAAGCUAAAAUUGGGUACCUCAGCUGUAAGAACAGAUUAUGUGUAGCCAUUUCAAGAGCUCGCUGUGGGCUAUAUCUCUUUGGUAAUGCAGAUCUCUUGAGCAAAAACUCUAAGAAAUAUUGGAAGAAGAUUAUUGAACUCAUGCGAAAAGAGAAGUGCCUUGGCAAUGAACUGUCUUUUUUAAAUCUGGAACAAUCUCCGUGCAUAAAAAAGACGUCCAUAGGAGAGGCACCAAAAACAGCCACAUUAAUAACAGAUUUGAAAAUUCUGCUUSAUCCUGAGGUAUCACUGAAAGACAGUUUUGCUCUCCUUGCUGAACAGUUUGGGUUAAAAAAAAAAGAAAUAGAUUAUCUCAGAUCAACUGGUAAACCCACCGAGAAACUGCUUGAUCAUAUCAGUGGCCGUACCAUUGGGGAAUUACAAGAUAAGAUCAAUAGCAUUGAAAGAAUUGAUGUCGCAGAUAAAGUUAAGGAUUAUAUUCUCAAGAAUUGUAAAUGUUUUGAAUGUACUACCACUUAAAAGAUGCCUAGCUGAGGUAAAAUUGUAUAAAGGGUAUUUUUAAGUUGUUUAGGAUGUAAUAUUUUAGGAAGGGGGUUUCUAUGGUUUUUAGUAUAGUUUAGAAUGAUACACAAACACAUCAGCUCUGCUGUAAUAUUGUGUUUUUAAACACAAGAUUAAAAGUGCACUCCAAGCAAAGCAAGGGCUCCGUAGUUCGACCCUUAGUGAUCUUACACACUUGUUUUAAAUGCUUCUCUCUGGGGCCGGGUUUGAGUACGUUUGAGUACGGCAARAAAGGAAGUGGUGAUGCUGAAUACAAUUUCAUGUCUUAAAUUACUGUUUUAGUCAGUCAUCAACUGUUUUCUGAUGAGAAAAACUUGAAAAACUAUUUUUAUGGAAAGAAGCAAUUUUUUUUGAGAUGAUAUUCGAAAUAUCAAUCAAAGGAGGUGUUUCUCUACGACUUCUCUCUUGCUCUACAGCUCCCAUCGUGUUUACAUCAUGGUAUAUAGACAGGCACGCCGUUUUACAUUCCUUAAAUAUAAACUUGAAUAUAUGGAUUGAUAUAUAUACACUCUAUUGCAGAAAUGUUGAUUUAAGACAUCGGGGUGUCUUCUAUCUUCCUGCAAAUGUUAUAAAGUGCUUUCCGUUUUGCUUUUCAACUUGUCUGUUCAGUUUAGUCUAGUUUGUGGGAGACUAUUAGAUCUAUGGCUGCAUUAUCAAUUGGUUUGGAAAACCGUCUACCCAGGAAUGGUAAAUGCAUUAGAUUUUUUUAAAAUUUUCAACAAAAUAAUAGUUUUUAUAGUAGAUAAAUGUUAAUUAAGACUUAAUUUAUUUAAGCAUAAUUUAUUUAAUAAUGAUAAUUAUUUUGUAAAUACGGCUGAAUAGACCGAUAUAUGAGUCAAACUCAUGAUUAAUGUUUAGGACUGAAGUUUAAUGGRAAAAAAAGCAAUUAUAACCAUGCAAAGCAAUAUGCAUACAAAGUGUCCUUCGUUAAAAUAUAAAUGUAAAUUCAUCAUUUGCUAGCACUUUACAAACAGACAGACUUAGCUCGAUCCAGGUGUUUGCAAGCAUAGUUAUAUACUAUGAGAAAAAUAUUAGUUUUAUUUGCUGUAUCCAACUUCUAAACUGUUAUUAUUUUAUAGACUGACAAUCRAGUCAAUAAAAUGUAGUUUAAAAACU
Molecule: messenger RNA, 3538 nt
Organism: Actinia tenebrosa (Australian red waratah sea anemone)
Lineage: Eukaryota; Metazoa; Cnidaria; Anthozoa; Actiniaria; Actiniidae
Product: NFX1-type zinc finger-containing protein 1
Biological process (GO): regulatory ncRNA-mediated heterochromatin formation
Cellular component (GO): nuclear RNA-directed RNA polymerase complex
Molecular function (GO): helicase activity
Source: RefSeq, a predicted model, not a curated record